AUGUUUAUGUGGAGGGCAGGUAAUGAUUUGUUGGCUACAAAGAAGAAUUUAUUUGUUAGGAAGAUUAGUGAUGACUCAAUGUGUCCAAUAUGCCUCCAAGAGGAAGAAUCUGUAAUGCAUGUUCUCUGGUAUUGCCCUGCUGCCAAUGAUGUGUGGGCGGGGUUCCUAAAAAUAGUGCAGAAAUGGAAGAUACAAGAAGAAACAAAUUUACUGAGCUUAUGGGAGAGUUUGACUAAAAAGCUCCAUAAAACUGAAAUGGAAGCAAUAGCUGCCAUAAUGAGGAGUCUGUGGAUCAGAAGAAAUGUUUUCAUUUUUGAACAGAAGUUCACCAGUCCUAGCAGUGUUAUUAGAUCAGCAAAAGAUUUUUUGAAUGAGUUUCAACAGGUCCAAACUCAGUCAAUGGGACAAGGGGGAAACAACAGUGCAAUGGGAGGUGAGAAAAAAUGGCUUCCACCAGAAUAG
Juglans regia (Persian walnut) is the source of this 462-nucleotide messenger RNA. RefSeq lists its product as uncharacterized. The coding region runs from base 1 to 462 and encodes 153 amino acids. The transcript has a single exon. NCBI's taxonomy places the organism in Eukaryota, Viridiplantae, Streptophyta, Magnoliopsida, Fagales, Juglandaceae. The record is from RefSeq and is a predicted model, not a curated record.